AUGGCCGGAAACUGCGGUGGCGCCACCACAACCACCACCCCUCUCCUCCCAGACGUGGCGGCUUUAGAGAAGAAUAGUGGCGGAGAAAGGCCGAAAGAGCCGUGGAAAGGAGAACUUGUGAAGAGCAUCGUCUACGCCGGACUCGAUGCCAUCAUCACUUCGUUUUCUCUCAUCUCCUCCAUUUCUGCCGGCCGGUUAUCUUCCGUUGACGUGUUGGUUCUGGGGUUUGCGAACUUGGUGGCGGAUGGGAUAUCAAUGGGGUUCGGAGACUAUGUUUCUAGUAACACCGAGCGGGACGUGGCGGCAAAGGAGCGGAUGGUGACGAAGUGGGAGGUCACGAACCGCCGAAGGAGCCAAGAACAAUCGUUACUCCAGCGGUAUCAAGCUCUUGGGAUGAACACCCAAGAUGCAACCAUGGUCGUGAACAUCUUCGCAAAGUAUGGCGACAUAAUGGUGGACGAGAAGAUGGUCCAAAACGGAAUCCUAUCGCCAGACGACGGCGAGAAGCCGUGGAAGAAAGGUUUGAUAACGUUCGGAGCCUUUCUGGUGUUCGGUAGCUUUCCGAUCCUUGCAUUCAUCAUUCUGAUCCCGUUCACACGCAACGACACUCACAAAUUCAUUGGCGCCUGUAUUCUGUCGGCGCUGGCCUUGGCAAUCCUCGGGAUUGCCAAGGCCAAGAUCGCCGGCCAAAAUUACUGGGUGUCGGUCGGUGGGACCCUCUUUAAUGGUGCACUUGCUGGGUUUGCAGCUUAUGGGAUUGGGUGGUUACUUAGGGAUGUGGCUGGCUUAGAAGAUUAGAUGUAAAGCCUCUUUUUUAGGUUCCAAUGAAAGGUGAAAGUGUAAUUUUACCAAAUUGGCCCUAGCUUCAAACAAUGUAAUUUACUAAAUUGCCCCUAAUUUUUGGUCUUGUUGGGUAUGAUUGCAAAAGCAAAGGUCUGAAUUUGAUUCUUAGCUCAACAAAAGAAGCU
This is a messenger RNA of Cynara cardunculus var. scolymus (artichoke), 968 nucleotides long. RefSeq names its product membrane protein of ER body 1-like. Gene Ontology annotation, molecular function: manganese ion transmembrane transporter activity; iron ion transmembrane transporter activity. The transcript is spliced from 3 exons. Gene Ontology annotation, biological process: intracellular manganese ion homeostasis. Gene Ontology annotation, cellular component: membrane. The record is from RefSeq and is a predicted model, not a curated record. NCBI's taxonomy places the organism in Eukaryota, Viridiplantae, Streptophyta, Magnoliopsida, Asterales, Asteraceae. The coding region runs from base 1 to 798 and encodes 265 amino acids.